GGCUCGAUUCGCGUUCGCUGCCGACUCCAUCGAUCGAAUUCUUAUAGCCUGCGUCGUUCUGAGAAACCCUAGACAUCGCGUGAAGGGUGGCCGAAAGACACCGGAAAAUUGAGGCGCUUCGUUUCUAUUUUUCUUUAGGGAUAUUUGCCAGUUUGAAGUAUGAGGACAAGAAACGCCGGUGCCGCGAAAGCUGGGGCCACCAAGAAGACGCCUACCCCGAAGAAAGAUGCUGCUGCCGCCGCCGACGCCGCCGAGAGGACCCCGGAAGUGGCAACGAAAUCUACCCCGAAAUCAGGAGCCAAGACCGCGAAGGUGGCCGGAAAACAGUCCGCGAGCAGAGCCGCUGCCUCUGCCCCGGUCACCGUGACCCCUGAUCCUAAGCAGGGUUCUGAAGUUGAGGAGGCGGCUACACCUGCAGUUGAGAAGAAACCAGCUGCAGCCUAUGCAAAGAAGUCUGUCGGUGGAAAGGGGAAAACACCUCUGGCUCAGAAGGCUGCUGCAGCAGAUCCUCCCAAGGUGGAGGUUGUGGAAGAGCCGGCCAUAAAAGUUGAAGCCAAGGAGAGUGAGGAUGAGGUGGAGGAGGAGAAUGAGCUGAAGCAUGACGUGGAAGUCGCAGGUGUGAAGGACACUGGGGGUGACAAUUCUGAAAAAAUUGAAGAAGAUCCUGCUGAUGCGGGCCAGCAGAUGGAGGAAGAGGUAGAGCCGGUGGAGUUUGAGGAGCCUGUUGAAGAGGAAUUUAUGGGUACGGAAGAGAACAUAGGAGGUGUGGAAGGGGAGGAAGCUAGUGUCGGGAUGGAAGAGGAGGAAGAUCCUCGGGUUGACGAGGACGAGCAGAUUCUAAUAUCAGACAUGGCUAAGAGGAGGAAGAUGAAGAAGGAGCAGGAGAUAUUUGUCGGGGGACUAGAUCGAGAUGCUAUGGAGGAGGAUUUGAAAAUGACCUUUGAGAAGGUUGGGGAAGUUGUUGAGGUCCGUCUCCACAAGGAUUUUGUAACCAAUAAGAACAAGGGAUUUGCAUUUGUAAAGUUUGCCAACAAGGAGCAGGCUGCUCGAGCACUCAUUGAAUUGAAAAAUCCUAUGAUUCGUGGAAAACGUUGUGGCAUUGCACCAAGCGAGGACAAUGACACAUUAUUCUUGGGGAACAUUUGCAACACAUGGACAAAAGAAGCUAUUAAGCAGAAGCUAAAGGAUUAUGACGUAGAGGGAGUUGAACAUAUUACUCUUGUUCUGGACACCCAGAAUGACGGUCUAAGUCGUGGGUUUGCUUUCCUGGAAUUCUCUUGCCAUCAGGAUGCGAUGCUAGCUUAUAAACGGCUCCAAAAGCCUGAUGUUAUAUUUGGCCACCCCGAGAGGACAGCCAAAGUGGCUUUUGCAGAGCCACUGCGUGAGCCAGAUCCCGAAGUCAUGGCUCAGGUUAAAUCAGUCUUUGUUGAUGGGUUGCCACCAUUUUGGGAUGAGGAUAGGGUCAAAGAACAAUUUAAAGGCUAUGGAGAGAUUGAGCGUGUUGUGCUGGCACGAAACAUGUCAACUGCCAAAAGGAAGGAUUUUGGAUUUGUUAACUUUACAACUCAUGAAGCAGCUGUUACUUGUGUUGAAGGUAUAAAUGACACCGAACUGGGUGAUGGGAAGUCCAAGAUGAAAGUAAGAGCAAGGCUUGCAAAUCCACUGCCCAAAACUCAAGCUGUAAAAGGUGGGAUGAGCGGUGGUUACCGUAUUGGAUACACUGGUGUUGGAGUUUACUCUAGGUUUGGUAGAGGUUUUGGAAGGGGUAGAUUUCCUUCAUUCAGAGCAGGGUUUCAGGGUGGAAGGGGUUUCAAUUUUCGUGGACGUGGUAGAGGUGGAAGGUUUUCUUUUGCUGCUGAUAGUGGCAUGGAAGGCUCUUCUACUGAGUUUCAGUUCAGGAGGCCCUUUGGAGGUCGAGGAGGUAGGGGGUUUUUUUUUCCAGGAAGACAAGGUGCUUUCAGAGGGCGAGGGCAACCCUUCUCAUCUAGAAGACCACCGUUUCAACCAGAGGAGGAGUUUGGUAGACCUUUCAGUGGUCGGUAUGUAGGUGAAGAACCUUAUUUCUAUGGGGAUGCAGGACGUGGUAUCAAACGACCAUUCUCUAUGAUGGAUCAUGAUUCUGGAUACAUGGAACCUGGGAGUAGGGUUCGCCCUCGAUAUGAUCAUCCUGAUCCACUGCCCGGUGCAUCUCGUUAUAGAGGUUCUUUCAGUGAUUCAUUUGGAAUGAGUGGCUUGUAUUCACGUGAUUAUUAUGGCUCGGAUUACGGUGGUGGCACUUAUUCAUCGUACGGAGGUCCACACUCUGGGGGCGGCUAUUACUACUAGAUGUAAUUUGAAGAUGCUGGUUUGAUCAUGGAAAGGCACUGUUUCUAAGAUGGCAAUCUUAGUUUAGUUGCUGCUUAUUAACUUCAUAAACUGUCUAUUUUGGUUGUUGGCUAGAAAUUUUAUUGUUGUCUUGGCUUUGUUUGUUACCUUGGGAAACUAUUAAGUAGAUUUUUGGUUCUUAUGCUAAGAUCAUAAUGGAUAGCCUUCUGAUGAAUUCGAUCAGAGAGUAUCAUGUUUGCAAUUGAAUGGUCUAAUAAGUAGUUGUGUUGAAGUCAACAACGAGAUGGGAUCUAUGAUUUCACAGAUAUAAGUUUGUCCGAUUGGUGAUUCAUAUUUUGAUCUGUUAUGUUGAAUCCUGAAGAGAUUUUUUGGGAUAAACAUCAUUUUCAGAUAUCUUUUUGAUUUUUACAAGAAGGCGUGGUUUUGAUAUUUGCUUCAAUUGAGUAUGAAGCUGAUGUGGAUAAGCAUGUUUGGUUUAUAAAAUAACUUGCUACGAACCUGAGUUUAAGCUUUCAGAUCCAACACCGCUUUUCUUCAAUGAAUAUGAAAUGGAGGGAUAAAUUGUUGAUCUUGUCUUUUUGAUUGGCCAAAUUAAUGAACAUGAUAGAUCUAUCAGGGAUCCUAAGGUCGUCACCAAUGUUGUUCAUUUUGCAUGGAAGUGGCUGAAUUUCUACUCAGUGUUGUAAGGAUCCUGUUAGCUUUUGAGGCAGUGAAACGUUUUGCUGAUGAGAAUCUUACUUGUGCCUUCCAUGAAGUGACUUGAUGGAUAUUUUUGGUUAAAUUGGAAGAUAUUCAUACUAGUUUGUAAUUGGCUUUUCUGAUAAUCUACCUACCUUGUGGCAGUGAGUCUCAGAAAAAUAAGAAUGUUGUAUGAUGGAAAUUUUCUUAAUCAGGGGCCACUAGGAUGCAGACCUUGUGGCAGUGAGUCUCAGAAAAAUAAGAAUGUUGUAUGAUGGAAAUUUUCUUAAUCAGGGGCCACUAGGAUGCAGACCUUGUGGUGAUUUUGGUAUUUUUACCUGGUAUUCACCCAUUGAUUUGGUUUAUUUGAUGGACAUAAUUAUUGAAUGUUGCAGAUCUUUUUGACUUUUGUUGGGCUUGAUGGCUGUUCAUGAAAUCAUGAUUGCUCUCAUGGCAUACAUUUAAGGGCUUAAUUUUGUAUAUAAUAAGAUUAGCACAUUUUGGCCAUCAUGACGUAUGUUAAGGGCUUAAUUUAUAAGGGGAGUUGGUCAAAUUGAUUUGCUUAAUGUCUCUGCUGAUCUUUUAGCUGAUGCCAGCAAAAGGAAAAGGUGGGAGGUUUCAGGGUUCUUGGUGACAGUGGAGAUUAAUAUUACUAAUGGCCAUAGGUUACUGCAUAAAUAUUCUGAAUUGUUUUUUUUUUGUGUUUCAGUUUCACUUUUGCAGAACUUCUCUUGAUUUUCAAUAUGUCAUGUUCAUAACAACUAUUUUAUUUAGGCUGAUAUUUUAGUUUAUUUUGAUUGUCAACAUUUUGCGGUUUCCUAGAAAGUGCGGUUUCCUAGAAAGUUGAUUAGUAUGUGAUUUACUUUUUUUAUUAGAAUGGUUGCUUUUUUAUUUGCAUGUUUAGACUAAAAGUUAUAGGAGACUUUUGAAUUUAAUACACUGAUAAUCAUGAUAAGUUUAGGAGUCUUUGGGCUAUUUAAUGCUUAAAAUAUAAGAGACAAACUAAUUCUCAAUUUUCACUACCGGUCUCAAUAGAAAAUCAGGAAAAAUCCUGAAUGAAAAUACUAUAAGCAACUCAAGGUAUAAAUUGGUGACAAUGGUAGUGGUCAAGGGUCAUUUUUUCGGGUACUGAGCCUGUUUCAGUGAUCUGGUUAGAUCAGUAUACCAGUCAAUAUCGGUAUACUGUGUGUUGGUACACUGGUACGCAUCGAUGUUUCGGAGAGGAAGAAAAAAAAAAAAGAAGAGGAAGGGUUGAUGGAGGAAGAGGAAGAAGUGGUGGUGGAGGAGAAGGAAGAAGACAAGAGGUGGGAGUAUACCUAGGAAGAAAAAGGAAUGUGGCAGUGUCGGCAUUGGUAGUGGCAUCGUGAAGUAGUGGCGAUGGCAGUGGUGUUGCAAAGUGGUGGCAGCAGCAGUGUUGAACGCGACACGAGCCCUAGUUUCUAUUUUUAGGGUUUUUUUUCUUCUUUUUUUAAUACUGAGUUGGAUGGACCCCAUUGUUAUUUUAAUUCUUUUUAUUUUUUGAGUUGGACCGGGCUGCCCGAAACAUUGGUCUGCAUACCGGUUCAUGCUCGGAUCAGUAUGUAUUGCCCAAUUUUGUACCAUUUCGGGCAGUACAACAAUCCUUGAUGGUGGUGCUGGCUACUAUUGUCAGGUUGGACAUUGUUGUAUUUAUGGCAAUAGUUUAAAGGUAUUGUGCUGAGUGUGUAGCUUUUGUGGUUGCAGUGACAUGUUUAGAUCUUAAUGAACAUUCGUUCAGAUAAGAAUGAGAUGUUUUUGGGAGGUUAUGAACCACUAAAAUUUAUAUAUUGUGGGAACUUGCAUAUAAAAAGGGUCUAGAUAAUAUCUGUCCUACUGCAUCGAUUGUUCUCUUUUCAAAAGACAAGCCAAAAUUGGUGGUUCUGCGAAUAUAGCUGUCAGCAUAUGCUGUGAUGCAUGAUUACUUUUUCAACUGCUUAGAAUUUUGACAAAGAAACCACAAAGCCAUUGUGCAACAAAAAUGAAACUUGACAUUAUCAAAUUGUUGGAAUCUGCUUCUGGACAUUUUUUUUAGAUAUAUAGAUCAUCAUGUGAUCAAAAUUUGUUCCAAGUGGUUGUUAGGCUUGGAAUUUGUAUAUACUUGAUAGACUGUUCUUUGAGCUGAUCUUAUUUUGAUAUACAUACGUAUAAUGUUGUUAUUUAUGUUCUUAGAGGCCCUUUUGGUCUUUAUUUUAAAUCUAAACAAACUAGUCAUCUAUGGUCAAUAAUAGGAGGUUUUAUGCCAAGCAUAGCUGAACAAUCUAUAAAGCCUUGCCUGCAGAUAAAGUAGGAUUUACCUGUAAGAAGUUGAGUCUUAGAGAUCAAGUUCGUGAGGUAUUCAUCUUCAAUGAGUUGAUAAUGUCAUGGAUAUUGCAUCUACUAAGCUAUUUAUGAUUGUGAACUUUGUGAUGUAUGACAUUUGUGGUCUAUAGUAGAUCUAACCAGAAAUUCAAGGUAGUUGCAAAUGUGAAAGAUGUUAGCUUUAAUUAAUUGAGUUUUCACAUUUCCUAUAUGGAGCUGUUGGUGAACAAACAAUAAUGUAGGUUGAUACUAAUCAAUUUUGACAGUUGAUAGAUGUUUUGAUUUGUUUGUUGAACUUUUUUUGCUUCCUCUUUUUUCUUCUCUCCUUUGGGGUUGUCCCCUGAUAUCAAUCAUGUCCCAGUUGUUUUAUGCUUGAAUAGUGUUAGUAAUUCUUUGACACUAGAAAUUAUCUAAGUGUUCUGUGGUCUGUUAAUUGAUGCCACUUAAACUUUAUAUUUGAUUUACAUUGGGACCCAAAUAAUAGAACACGAAUCCAACACUUUAGAAGUUAAGCAUAUUUUAUCUUCAAGUAGUCUGUUUGAUCAAGUUUAUUUAUAGACUAGUUAUAUGAUGUUAUGAUGAAACAUGUAAACAAAGUUUAUGCUAUUCGAUUCUCAUACCAAGACGGGAUUCUGCAUUAUGUAUUUUAUAGAAUUUCAAUUUUAUCUUUGUUGACAUCAGUGAGUUCUUCGAUCUUGAAAAUUAUGGUAUAGCUGUCUUUGUUGUGUUCUUUUCUUCAUAGGAUUAAUGGUUCUUUUUUUGGCCGAUGAAAACUCCUCCAAGUAAAUCUUGGAACUUCUUUUACUUUCACUUAAUGGCUUAUAUUCUGAAACCUCAAGCAGGUAGUAUUUGAAUUUUUCUAUCUUGGGCAGAAUAGCUUUGAUUCUCUUCUUAAUCUAUUCCCAUUCUUGUGUUUGGACAUCUAUUUUACUUCUUUCUUGCAAGUAGUUAUUGUACCAGGAAUUCAGUGCCUGUUAUUGUUUUACAGAAAUUUAUUGUUUAGAGAAUAGCUCGAGCCUGACCUUUUUUUUGUCAUUUUAUUAUGGAAGCUUUUUAUUUAGACCAUCAAAGACAUGGAGGAAAGAGACAUUAUAUCCUCUGUAUCCUUUUUUUCCUUGAUGAAUAUGACUUUCUAUGUUCACAUAUAUACAUAUGUUAUACGCUUUUAUCAAUAUAUGUUUAUAUAUCUUUGUAGCAGGAACCUUGUAUAAGUCUUGUGGCACUCAUCAGAAAUGUCAACAGUUAAUAGUUAAAGGAUCUGUGAUCCUUAAUUCUGGUAGUUAUUUUUUUUUAUUGUUUGGAAUGGAGAUCAUAUCCAUCUUGAGUACUAUUCUUUAUAUUGGAAACCUCUUGCAAAUAGAAUCAGUAUGCCUAAUUUUAUGUUA
Molecule: messenger RNA, 6704 nt
Organism: Musa acuminata AAA Group (dessert banana)
Lineage: Eukaryota; Viridiplantae; Streptophyta; Magnoliopsida; Zingiberales; Musaceae
Product: heterogeneous nuclear ribonucleoprotein Q-like
Exons: 13
Coding region: 160-2325 (721 amino acids)
Cellular component (GO): nucleus
Molecular function (GO): mRNA binding
Source: RefSeq, a predicted model, not a curated record